AUGGCUUCAGUUCCAGAUAUUAAAGCAAUCUCCUAUGAUGUCUGUGGUGUCGUUAGCAUGGUUGGUUCUGGAUAUAAGGCAAAGGUAGCUUUGACCCAUGGACCUGAGAAUGUCAAACCUCAAGUCAGACAGACAGAUGGAAAUGGCAAUUUCUGCUUUGAGAGUAUGGCCUUAUGGCUGUUAAGCAAGCACGAGGAAGCUGUCUUGGCGUGGGAAUUUGAAAAAGGAUCUGAUUUGUACAAGUUUGAGAUACGAGAGUUAGAAUCUCUUAGAAAAUUUUAG
This is a messenger RNA of Dovyalis caffra, 282 nucleotides long. The record is from the annotation of a GenBank genome assembly. NCBI's taxonomy places the organism in Eukaryota, Viridiplantae, Streptophyta, Magnoliopsida, Malpighiales, Salicaceae.